Cylindrotheca closterium is the source of this 2346-nucleotide messenger RNA. NCBI's taxonomy places the organism in Eukaryota, Bacillariophyta, Bacillariophyceae, Bacillariales, Bacillariaceae. The record is from the annotation of a GenBank genome assembly.
AUGGUGAAUUUCCCUAACUCGGGGGUCUCUUCGGCCUUUAUGUCUCCUGGAGGAGGAAUAAUACAACAGCACCAACACCAACACCAGCAUAGUGAGAUACACUGCAAACAGUGUGGAAUGCCGGGCUGUGAUCUUCAAGUCUUAGACUGUGGAUGCUUUUUGCAUGCUCGUUGUACACCGAUUUCACCUCACCAGCAGCUCACAAUUUGCCCACCAUGUGGAUCGAGGGUAAGAUCAUUGAUGCUGAUUCCGAUGAACUUUAACGAGAUUGAUGAAGCGCAAGCACAAGCUGCAGCCACGUCACCAAGUUCGAAACGAGGAAAGAAACGAAAGAAUGCAACUAUUGCGAGGCUGAACCCAUCCAACUCGAGAGUGGAUGAACCGGGAGAUGGUUCCGAGCUCAGGACGGGAAGGUGGACUUCGGAAGAGACCAUGUACUGUGACAAGAUGAUAGAAAAGUUCGAAGCGGGACACUUACCGAUAGCUGAUGGUGUCAAGCUGAACGACUUCCUAGCGGGUAUGCUCAAGUCCAAGCAAUCUCGUCUCACCAAGAAAAUGAAGAACGCACGCCUAAGUGCCAAGACUUACAAGCGAUCGAUAGGAUACAUCGGGAAUAUUGAAGAAGCAAAAGAGGUAUCACAACUAGAGCGGCUUUUCUUUGAAUCGAUACACUGCAACAUGGAGAGAGCUGAGAUUCGGUUUCAUAUGCAAAAGGAAUGGCGAGAGCUCUUCAGCUCAUUCUGUGUAUCCAUGGGGCAGAAACUGGAUGCGGAUGCAUGGUUGUCUAGCGUAGAGGAAAUGGAUAAACGAGUUUCGCAAGCGAAGGAUGCUGCAAGAAUGGCAAGGCGUAAAUUGUUGAUGGGGUACGCGCUGAGCCAAGAUGCAUCCAACCGCGAACAUGGUGUUUUCAUAGAGAACAAUGUGGCAAAUGAUCGUAACAACGAGAUGCUCCCAAGCCAUGCAUCAUCGAAUAAUCUGAAUGGCAUGCUACCCAAGGAAAAGAAACCAAGACCAGAUCACUGCGCGACAUCAUUACGGGAUUUUUCUUCUCCAUUUGUGGGACGAGUUGUCCAGUACUUGCACAGACACAAGCUCCCAUUUGAGUAUGUUGAUGCGUGGGUGCCAUCGUUUGUUCCAAGUUCGGAUUCACCUGAUGCGGAGCAGAAAUGUCGUCUCUGUUUUGCUGGCUUUGCCAGCUGUGAUGUGGAAAUCCCUGAAGAUGGUGGUACUCCCGUUCCGAUCAGCAGUCAACAUCAUUUCGAUUUGCUCUCAUUUGGAGAAUAUAGUGCAAAGUUCUCCUUCGAUGUUGGUUGUGGGCUACCAGGCAGAGUAUACCAAUCAUCAGUAUGUUCUUGGGAACAAGGUGUAGCCAAUGCACCCAGUCAACAGUUCGAAAGAUGUGGCGGGGCACAUCAAUGGGGAAUCAAGACAGUUUUGGGUAUCCCGAUAUCUAGUCCCAACGUGGGUCGUAUUGUCGUGGUUUUGUACUCACGGCAUGAUCGUCUUCGCGACCCAGAAAUGGCAAGGCGGAUAACAGAGGAGUUCACAAAGUUGAAACCGACUCCAAAAUGGAAACUUGUUGUUGAUCUUGGGGAAGUAGCCGACGCCCCCAAGACAGCUAACCUCGCUGACAUGAGAGUGUCAGAGUUGUUAAACUUGUUGGAACAGUUUGCACCAUCGGAUGACUCUCCAUAUGCAAUGUACAUGACGGGUUUUUCCAUGUUGAGAUUGUUGCUUGUAAAGCAGGUCAAAACACCACAAGAAUCGGAGUUCAUAUCGACAAUGUUGGAGUCAUAUUCCUCUUACAAAUCUUCCGGCCGGAGGAACCAAGAAAUCGCAUGCUUGGUAGCGCGGGACUUUAUGGUAGUGUAUCAAUCGAGUGGUGGUGUCGGCGUUCCUGAUCAACAACAACAGCAGCAACAGCAGCAAAUGAAAUCAAAUAGUCAACAGAUAAUGAACGUGCAAAGCAUGCAGCAGCAGUUUUCAGCGCAACCAUUGCAAUCACAAGCAAUGCAACAGCAGCAGCACCAACAGCAGCAGCACCAACAGCAGCAGCAGCACGCCAAUGAUCUGCUGCAACUGAAUACCAUGGCCCCAGUCACCUCCACAAACCUCGGCCUGAACCAGUCUGCGCUUGGGGGCUCCCAAAAUUCGUUUAUGCAAGGUGGUGGUCCGACUCAAUUUCAGCUGAAUCGCCUUGUCCAAUCUCAGGCUCUCCUUGCGUCAGGACAGAACAUGCAACAAAACAACUCUUUGCAACUGCAAAACCUUCACCAUCCUGGGAUCGAACAAAUGAACCCUAUCAUGAUGGGCACUGCAUUUCAUCCGCCUCAUCAGCAUUUGUAG